Messenger RNA from Chroicocephalus ridibundus (black-headed gull), 4655 nucleotides. RefSeq lists its product as uncharacterized. Bases 1688 to 2452 code for a protein of 254 amino acids. The record is from RefSeq and is a predicted model, not a curated record. The transcript is spliced from 8 exons. Lineage: Eukaryota; Metazoa; Chordata; Aves; Charadriiformes; Laridae.
UAUUCAGUGAGUGGCUUUGCAUUAAGUAAGUGCCCUUAAUCAGCUUUUCAGUUCAGUUUUAUUGGUUGCGUGCACAGUCAGUUAUUUCAUCCAGAAAACCUGAGGGUCCUACAGAGCUAACCAGUGGCCGCUAACAGACGCUGCUUAAAUGAGAGCUGCGAAUGACCAAGCGCUGCAUUCCCUGCAACCCUGAAGGAAGCCUUCUCCGCCACUGCUUUAUGGGCAAAGAUGGGGAGAGGAGCUGGCCCCAUGCCUUCCCGACGAAGCCUUGCCCCCCAGAACACUUCAGCAGAAAUUUCUAUGCUGAGGGCGCUGCCCUUCUAAAAUUGAAGAUAACCUUCAUGGAAGAGUAUUACAUGUUGAUUUUUUUGAGGACAGGGUGGUGUAGCAAGGUCAGUAAUAUCCACCUGCGGCGGGUGGAGGGGACCAGGAGCAGGGUCUGGCCCUGAGCAUCCCAACGGUGGAGAAUGGCCAUGCUGUGGGGAAGCUGUGCUGGCAGUGGGAUUUAACGGGUAAUGGAUAUGUGUGUUUAAAGCAUGUCUUCAGUUCAGUUUUAUGACAAGAUAUCUGAACGAACACAAAUCUCAAGGCUAUGAGCAGUGCCAUUGAUUUGGAUUUUGACGAUUAAAGUUAAGUGGGUUCUUAAGAAAUCUGUCUGACAUAAGCACAGCAUGUGUGUGUUUGUGCCUUGGAAAUGUUUUGUUGAGUCAAAAUAAAUGUUACAUCUACGAAGUGAAAUUUCAGAGCUGUGUCCCCUCUUCUUUAGUUCAUACCAUAAACAUUUCAAAAGACCAAGACUAAUGACUUCUUCGUCCAUUAAAAACCCACAUUUGAACUUCCAUACCACUAACUCUGCCAGAAAUUCAUGUACUACCUAUAUCGACAUUUUGGCUUAACAUGCAGAUGCUUUGUUUUUAGAAACUAUUAUUUCCAUUUUCGAAUGUGCCUUCUUGCUCUUUUCUGCAGUCUGGAAGCUUAGGAGUGGAUUUAUGAACAAAGGACUAUCACAAGUUCACAAGGCACCAGGUUGCUCCAGAUUUGAUAAAAUCGUGGUAAUUGAGGCCUCCGAAUAAGACUGCAGUCCUUUGCUAUUCUUAGGGGUUUUCCUCAUUAUAGAGAUGAUUUUGAAACAUUUUGCUCUUACUUUCAAAUGUGAUGAUCAAGUUAAAUUUGUAAUUUGCUAUUUUUGGUUUUGUAACUUAUUGCAUGUUUUUUCUUGAAAGUGUAUUUAUUUCACUUUUUUUUUUUUUAAACAAGAAGUGUGCUUUUACCCAGGCAAUAUGUUUUUAAAUGUGGUGUGGGUCCUUAAUUUUACUUAUGCUGUACCUUUAGAUUUUAUGUAUUUCUGUGACCAGCUACUUUUCCAACCAAUUAGUUAUGACAUAAUUCCUUUCAUUUUUUUACACAGCAGAUACCAUCCUGUGAUAUCUUGUAGUUUCAUAUUCUUGCUAACACAAUUACAGGGACUGUGAACACAGUGGUAAAAUCUCUGUAUACCCAAAAUAAUUUCUAAAUGGUUUUAGUAUUAUGGAGCUUUUUAUUGAGGGCAACAACAUAGAGUUGCCUUUAUGUUAUUGAUUUUAAUUUCGGUGCACGCAGCUAUUUUCUCUCAGCACUGAGAGGCAGAGCGGGUACUCAUACUGUGUGCAGGCUGAGCUUCAGCAGAGACGCUGGUAGGACCUUCUUCAUGUGCCUGGCUGUUUAUCAUGAAGAUAAACACAGCCAUGCACGGUUAGACAGCAUGGCUGGUGGGAUUCAGCAGGGGCCACCGAGGAGCAAAGUCACAGCAAGACAAGCAGAUGUCAAUACCUUGUUUUCUCAUAAAACUGCUAGGAACAUCAUGGCUUCAGACCAUGCACUCUUGGCAAUUUCAUUGAAAUUGGCCUCGAGGAUGCUGAGAAGACACACACACACAGAUACGAGUGCAUGCUCACACCCUGUGGAAUGUGAGCUCUGCCUCUUUAGAGAACCAGAAUUAAUACUCUCCUCAGCCUGGAUUCACCCUUGGAAGUCCACAAGGACCAGCUACAAAGCAGUCCUCCCUCCCUCCCUCCUGCUCUCCCCACACAUCCCUGUGCUGGGGGACAGCAAUCUCCUCCUCAUCACAGAGACACGUUCUGGAUGCAGAUUCAGAGCAAGCCUGUUCCUGAAGUUUCAGCCAGCAGAUCCUGGUGUGUCAAAGGAGUUUUCACGGGGAGCUGCACACCCCGGGGAAGGAAAGGGGACAGAUGCCCAGGUUAGAAUAAAUUGUCUGCCAGCAACAGUCUCUCUGCGGCCCUGGAGUCCAGUGCCAGCCUCCCCUGAUGGUGCUGCUGCUGCACCUCAAGUAUUUAGGUUCUCCAGGCAAAGUUUAAGGAUUUCAAGUGAAGCCAUUGGGUGGCUGAGUUACCGUACAGCCUUCUCCUCUCUGCGCAGCGUUAGCCAAACCAACUUGCGUGACUCCAAAUGGUGAAGCCUGGGGGGUUUCCCAUUACUCUGGAAGGUCCCUCUGCCGCUGUGGUACCAAAGCAACUGGUACAUGACUGCUGCUCCUGGUUCAUGCUUAUCGUCUUUGAGGGAGCUUCCACCCAUGGUACCCUCCAAAAUCACCACUGCUUUGCAACACACGGAGGAGGAAAUAAAGUCAGCCUUGUCCGAAGGGACCUAAACUUCUCUGUAACUCAUCAGAGAUGAGUACUGAUGCUUGAGGGGUGAUCCCAAAACCUUCCAACUGCACUUUUGGGCGGUCUUGGCUGCCCUGAUAGAUAAGUAUUUCUUUUCCUUCACCAGACUACCUUUGUCUAUCAAAAUACAGCAGACUUGUUUAAGAUCUCUCUAAUGACGUAGACUGGUUACUGUUUUGAACCUGAAUGAUUUCUGACUGCCAGGAGUUUUCAGUGUGAUGGAAGAAGUAAAGCAGCAGAAAAAAGAAAAUGUGCCUUAUUUUCUUUUUCUUACCUCUUCUUCUCCCACCCUCCCCGAACGAGCUGUGUUUAUUUACAUAAGUUUGUGGGAAACAGCUCCCCGGCUGCUUGCGGGAGAGAUCAUUGCUCUGGUCUUCCGGGGUUCUUGGGGGCCAGAAAAUUCCACGUUGGGGAGACGACGCUGCUCACAGCGCUUGCAUGUGCCUUUGCUCACCCUUUCGUUAAAAGAAGAGAAAUCAUUUAACAGUAGUACUAGUAGUAGCUACCUCAUUUUCCAUAUGGGUCAUUGCACUGUGGCACGUACAACAGAAUAACAUAUAAAAUCUUACUUCUUCAGUACGCUACCCUGUUUUAAAAUUACGCGUGUUUAAACAUGUGCUCCUGUAUGAGAAAAUUUGGCCAAACACAGCUCACUAGCUCUUUUCUGAAUAUAUUAAUUGGUUCAAAACACGACACAGGGACUUUAUUUGCUCUGCAGCUGGUCCAGCUCCAAUUCAAAACGUGUUUGAUUUCAUUGGGGGUGAGAGCAGGUUGUCUUUUUGGUUGGAGUUUUUAUAUUUAUGCCACUAUCCUUUUUUUUCCCCCCAAUAUUAAUGAAGCUGUUAUCAUGAGGUAGAUGUCUUUUGACACUAUGAAACUUAAAGGAGAAAAACUAAUUGAGGACAGAUGACUUAUGUUCAUCAAAUGAGCUUCCAGCCGGCUGUGUAACACUGUCAGAAAGCAGGGCAGGGGGAACCCAGUUAAAUACCCUACAGGGCCUGCCAAAAUGUUUUUUCUUUGGAAACUGGAUUAAGAAAUACUUGAUUGCACUACUCUUUUCUUCUUUUAAACAUCUUAGUUUUAAGAUAUGUAAAUACCUGUCUUUGUAGAAUACCUGGGAAGUACAUCACUGACAAUGUGCUCUGAAAGAAGGGAUUUGGUUAAAAGAUGUCCGUAAGAACAAGAAAACAAUUUUAUUAUCAAAGAGUGGUAACAGAAAUGGACAAAGUUAUACGUUUGAUGCAAUACAAAGUUCAAAGGAUGGCCUAAUUAUUUUUUGACAUUUUUAUGUCUUUUUUAGCAUUUUUGACCUAUUCAAGGCAAGAAGGUGGUUUCAGAAAAUGACAAGCAAAUGGUAAUUUGAAGGACUUUUAAUGUUUUAGUGAUCCCAACAAACACUUUCAUAAAGUAUUUUUGUCAGGCUUUGUGAGGCUGGUGUUUUGGUACAUUGAAUCAAUGUACCAAAGAAACGUUUCGGUACACUGGUUUUCUGAUGGCACUUCUUUGGGGAAAUGAUAACAAGCAGUGCAGGAUUUGGGGGUUUUGCCUUCAGUGGUCUAAAAUAUCUCAAACACUGAAGGAAAAAAAAUCCCUAAAAAUCAAACAGGUGUCCCUGUGAUUCCUGAAGAAAGGGCUGGCACGUACGCUGUUUGUGAGCUUCCUCGUGCCAGGAUGAGGGUGCUGCAGAUAGAACAAGGCUGCACUGGCUUAUUUUCCAGCACUGAUUUCUCUCUCAAUGCAAAACCGUGUUAUAAGGCUCUCGCACUUGCCACAUCACAGCAGAGCUGACACUCCCUCCUGAAAUACUUGUUGUUAAUAACCCGUGAUCACUUCUUCAUUUCUAGCAGGCCUUUUUUAGGUAAAACUUGUUUUUUAUUGGAUUAAUGUGAGCUAUGCAUGUAGACUGGUGCUAUGCAGUUCGGACAACUCCUCCUCAACGUUCCUUAAAGUUUUUCCAGACCAGGGUCAGGCUGAUCCUUCCUGCUCUCUACA